This is a messenger RNA of Hyaloscypha bicolor E, 1658 nucleotides long. RefSeq names its product FAD-binding domain-containing protein. The coding region runs from base 10 to 1515 and encodes 501 amino acids. The transcript is spliced from 7 exons. The record is from RefSeq and is a predicted model, not a curated record. Gene Ontology annotation, molecular function: FAD binding. Lineage: Eukaryota; Fungi; Ascomycota; Leotiomycetes; Helotiales; Hyaloscyphaceae.
CAGCCAUCAAUGGCGGCCUGCUCAGCGCUCGCGGCAAAUUGCCCCAGCUUCACUUUGACAUACCCCUCAGGGACAGCCAACGCCAAUUACCAAUAUGCAACUAACCAUUACUGGUCCAAUACCAACAUAGACGGAACUCCAGCCUGUGUCGUGUUUCCAACCGGCGCUGAAGAUGUGUCUGAAAUCAUUCGAAUCCUUUUGCAUUAUCCUAGUGUUCCUUUCGCCGUCAAAAGUGGUGGACACAAUGCCAAUGCUGGGUUCUCGAGUGUGGAUGGAGGCGUCUUGAUCUCAUUUCAAAACUCGUAUGACACCGUUUUGUCUGCUGAUAAGAAGACUGCCGUGGUUGGUCCAGGCGCGCGAUGGAUGGAUACAGUUGGAGCUUUGGAGCCGUACGGGUUGACUGUUGUUGGAGGACGUCUUGGUGAUGUUGGCGUUGGAGGGUUGCUCUUGGGUUGCGGGCUCAGCUUUCUGAGUGCACAAUACGGUCUACCAUGCGACAACAUCGUCAACUACGAAGUUGUACUCUCAGACUCCUCGAUCGUCAACGCUAAUGCAACAAGCCACACUGAUUUGUUCGGGGCUUUGAAAGGGGGCGGAAACCAAUUUGGUAUUGUCACAAAGUACACUCUAAAGACUUACCCUAUCGGCAAGGUAGUCUGGGGUGGAUAUAUCACAUACCGGACAGACUAUGCGAGUCAGAUAUUGAGCGCAACUCAAGACUUCAUUGAAAACUGCCAGGAUCCUCGCGCAGCCAUGUUCACAACUGUAUCACUGCUUCUCACGGGUCUCGAUGAGUUUUUUGCCGUAUUCCUCUUCUACGAUGGGUCGAGCCUGCCAAGGGGGAUGUUUGACAAGUUCUUGAAUAUUCCUCACAUACUAAACCAAUUGAAGAUGCAGUCAUACACCGCCUUGCUUACGGCCAAUGCAAACUUUGGCAGUAUUUACGGCUACCGAUAUCUUCUUCGAGGAGCCACGAUUCCCAGUCUUGCCGGUAGCAACGGAACUGAUCUGGUUAAUGCAAAUUUUAACGACUUCUUCAAAUACGUCACAACUCGAAAAUCCCUCAUAUCGCUGGUCACACAACUCGAUUUCGUCUGGACGCUGAUCUACCAACCUAUGCCAACCAUGAUCCCAGCCGCCUCGGCAAGAAUAAACCCUUCUGGCAACCUCCUCGGUCUCUCACCCAACGCUGGAGAUCAUAUGUGGAUGGCAUGUACCGUAGCUUGGAAAACAAGUCUUGGGGACUCUGACGCUCGCAACGAUGCUGUCAACAUCAUGAAUCAAAUUUCAACUUAUGCUCAGAAUGCGUAUCCGGAUGUUUCAGCAUCCAAGUACCAAGCUGGACACUUCGCGCCUGAAGGGUAUAAUAUGAUCUUCAUGAAUGAUGCCAUGGCAGACCAGUCAGUAUUGGGAAGUUACGGUGAUGCUACAUAUCAGAGACUGAAGAACAUUCAGAGGGCAUACGACAGGAUGGGAGUGUUUCCUCAAAGAACUAAUGGAUUCAAGCUUACUUGAACGUUGGCUGGACAUCAGAGGAACGUCAAAAUUGCCAUUUGCUGUAUUCUCUGCUGGAUUAGGUUCUGGAGCUACUGCAGAUUGAUUUUGCAUCCGUGGGAUGUUUGGAGGUUUAGGCAAGAGGUAAAACUAACCGUUUGGGG